Coprinopsis cinerea okayama7#130 is the source of this 886-nucleotide messenger RNA. Its product is annotated as proteasome subunit alpha type 4. The coding region runs from base 38 to 823 and encodes 261 amino acids. Gene Ontology annotation, biological process: ubiquitin-dependent protein catabolic process. The transcript has 8 exons. Lineage: Eukaryota; Fungi; Basidiomycota; Agaricomycetes; Agaricales; Psathyrellaceae. Gene Ontology annotation, cellular component: cytosol; proteasome core complex, alpha-subunit complex; nucleus. The record is from RefSeq and is a predicted model, not a curated record.
UUCUCAUAAUUCCUCCUCCUCGUUCCCUUAAUUCAAGAUGGCCAGACGAUAUGACAGUCGUACUACGAUCUUCUCGCCAGAAGGUCGAUUAUAUCAAAUCGAAUAUGCGAUGGAAGCCAUCUCGCACGCCGGUACCGUCCUCGGCGUCCUAGCCAAAGACGGUGUAGUGCUCGCAGCAGAGAAGAAGGUUACGGGCAAACUCCUCGAUCUCUCAAGCUCCAAGGAGGGAGGUUAUGGUGGAAGUGGAGAGAAGAUCUUCUUGCUGAACUCGAAUGUGAUAGGAGGUGUAGCUGGUCUCACAGCUGACGCAAACUCCCUGGUCAACUUUGCCCGCAACGCUGCGCAGCGCCAUCUGUUAACCUACAACGAAGAUAUCCCAGUGGAACUCCUCGCCCAGCGACUAUGUGAUAUGAAGCAAGGGUACACCCAGUUCGGAGGUCUCCGACCAUUCGGUGUAUCCCUCCUCUACGCCGGCUACGACCCACACUACCAAUUCCAACUAUACCACUCCGAUCCCUCAGGCAAUUACUCCGGCUGGAAAGCAACCUGCAUCGGCGCCAACAACGGCACCGCCCAAAGUCUACUCAAGCAAGAGUACAAAGACGAUAUUGUGGUGAAGGACGCGAUCGGUUUGGUGUUGAGGACGAUGAGCAAGACGAUGGAUAGUACGACGCUGAACAGCGAGAAACUGGAGUUCGCCGUUCUCACUCUCGAUCCCGAGACGAACAAGCCCAAGGCCAAGAUCUACCGACCGCACGAGAUCGAUGCUCUGCUGCUGAGCGAGGGUUUGACAAAGAAGGACGAGGACACCGAAAUGAAAUAAUUGGCUUAUUCUUGCUCUCCUUCUUCGUGUACUUGUAGUUUCUGUAAUGUCGAGUUGGGUGAC